UGUACCAGCCACUCGCAGGCUGGAAGGGGGAGGGGGAAAGGGGUGUGCCCUCGCUUCUGCGAGCGUGUGUGUUAUUCGUCCAUGCACAAGUUUAAUGAUUGUGUGCGCCUAGUAAUAAUUAAUCCUCCGGCUGCUAGUUUAAAUGGGAACAAAGAGGAAGUAAGCAAAGGUGUGUAUGGUGGGGAGGGAACCCCACGUAGCCCACACCUUUGUGUUGCUGCCCAGGAACCAAGGGGCUGAUCCAAAGUGUAUCAGGAAGUAACACAAAUUCCACCAGCCUUUUAAAGUAAUGACCAGCUGCGAAGGAAAGGCAGGGGAGUAGCAGUCCAGUUUGGAUCAUCCAGGAGUGAAGCAGAGAUACAGAUCCAGGAACAACCUUGACGUCGGCUGGUGCCACCAAGCUGGCAAAGGGAGGCCGAAACCCAGACCCAAAGGCCGACAGGUUCGCCUUCUGAGAAGCGGCUGCCAGCUGGGGGUAAGAGUUUUCCUCCAGAUCUCCAUUUUGGAGAGCAGCUGGGUUCAAUUCGGCACUCCGAUAGCUGAUAGCCCCUGAAUGUGACCUUGGCGUUCUCGCAGCUUUCUUGAAGAAUGUACAGUAGCAGGAAGACAUAUGACGGCCCCCCUGCAGAUGAUUAUGGGUAUGACAUCCACUCGCCUCCUCCUCCUGGCUCGUACUAUGUAGAAGAUGUGCCCCAGUAUUUCUACAAGUGGAACUCUCCUCCUGGCGUGGUGAGGAUUUUGGAGGGCCUGGGGAUCCUGCUAAGUGUCGCCAUCUUUGCUUGCGUGGCGUCCACCUUGGCCUGGGAAUAUGGUUACGGCUACGGCAGUCUUUAUGGCAGCGGAAUGGGCAGCUAUUACGGUGGAGGAUACGGUAGCGGCAUGAGCUACUACGGAGGAGGAUAUGGCGGUCUGGGUGGUUACGGCGGUUACGGAGGCUACUACGGAGGAAUGACCAACCCUCGGGCUGCCAACGGCUUCAUGAUCGCCAUGUCAGUGCUGGCAUUCAUUGCUCUCCUGGCGCUCCUGAUCACCAGCCUCAGCAAGUCCAGUGGGUCCCGCUCCAGGAAGUUCUACUUGGUCGUCAUCAUUGUGUGUGCAAUCUUGGCCUUCAUCAUGCUUAUCGCUUCCAUUGUCUACCUCGUGGGGGUCAACCCACGGGCACAGAUGUCCGGCAGCUACAACUACAACUACAGCCCCAUGCUGGCUAUGUGCAACCAGAUCUACUCCACUGGGACCUACAUCAACCAGUACCUGUAUCACUACUGCAUCGUUGACCCACAAGAGGCUAUUGCGAUCGUCUGCGGUUUCCUCCUCGUCAUCCUUCUGUGUGUCAUUUGCUUCUUCGCGAGCAAGACGCGGAAGAAAAUCUGGAGGUACGGGAAAGCUAACAUUUACUGGGACAAGCCGCCACCCUUCCAGGAAGGACCCAACGUAGAGGAGUGGGUGAAGAAUGUUGCGGAUGUUACUAGUAACCACGAUGAGACGGCUACUCUGGCUUACUCAGAAAAACCCACAAGCCCUGUCAAUGCUCCCGCCAGCCCAUACAACGCUCCCGCCAGCCCAUACAACGCUCCCGCCAGCCCAUACAACGCUCCCGGCAGCCCAUACAACGCUCCCGCCAGCCCAUACAAUGCUCCCACCAGCCCAUACGGCUACAGGGUUUCUGCAAAUGGUUACUACGGCACCGAAAACAGAAACAGCACACCUUUACGCACACCCCCUGACAAUCGUGCCAGGACGUUUAGCACCAGCACCUUAGAAGAGAAAGUCAGAGAUACUCCUAGCAAACCGUCAGCUCGCAGGGGACGGAGGCGACGGAGGAAUCCCGAACUCGACGAAUCCCAGUAUGAGACAGACUACACCACAGCUGUGGAGUCUAGCGACGAGCAAGAUCAGGAUGAAUGGAAAAGCCUGUACCCACCCAUUACAUCAGACAGGAUCCGUCAGGAGUACAAACAAGAUUUUGCCUCGGACCUCAAGCAUUAUAAGCAGCUGUGCGCAGAGAUGGACAGCAUCAACGAUCAGAUCAACCAGCUCAGCAAACAGCUGGACCACUUGCCCGAAGACAGCCUGCAGUACCAGGGAGUGGCGGAGGAAUACAACCGGCUGAAGGAUUUAAAACGCACUCCAGACUACCAAAGCAAGAAAAUGGAAAGCAAGUCCCUUCGAAACAAGCUCUUCCACAUCAAACGGAUGGUGAGCGACUAUGACAAAAACCGGAGCUAAGUAACCCGAGGAGACCCACGGCACAGUAAAGGGGGGGAGGUAGGGGGAGAGUCUAGAAGGCUGCUUUCUUCUCCUCCAAUCUCUCAAAGAGCGGUUUCUUCUUUGGUAUUUACCUUGAAGCGGCAUCAUUGGUCUGCCAGUAAGCCAGUUUGGCAAGCUGCAAAAAUUACUGGACUCCGACCGUUCAACUUCCGGAGGCGACAGUUUGUUCGUGGUUUUGUUUUGCAAUCACAGCUCCCUCUCUUUCAUUCUUCUGUAUGUGGAGUGCUGAGGAUUUUUUUUUUCUCUCCUGAAAUUUUAUGUUGCAAAUAUCAUUUUUUUCUUUUGUUUUAAAAAAAAACUUUUUUAAAAAAGAAAAAAAAAUCAGUGCCAAAAAUGAUAGGCUGCUGUUCUUUGGGGAAAAAAAUUGUGCAGUGAUUGGAGAUGUGCAAAAGCCUUGGCUCAACUUUUUGUACAGUUUUGUUUUGCAAAUUGCCUUAGUGUUCUGUCCUCUACUAGGCAUUCUGUGUUUCUCAGUGUAACACAUUUACUUCCCCCUCCCCCCCGCCCCACCAAACCAUAUUGACUCAGCUCCUCCCCAAAAUGGUGUGAUCUUUUCUUCCAUGUGUGGGAAUUUGGGGCGGGGGCAGAGGUGGGAUCCAGCAGGUUCUCACCAGUUCCCGAGAGUGGGUUACUAAUUAUUUGUGUGUGCCGAGAGGGGGUUACUAAUUGGGUCCGCUUUUCCGUCUCCACGCCC
This is a messenger RNA of Sphaerodactylus townsendi, 2962 nucleotides long. RefSeq names its product occludin-like. The coding region runs from base 589 to 2226 and encodes 545 amino acids. The transcript has 9 exons. NCBI's taxonomy places the organism in Eukaryota, Metazoa, Chordata, Lepidosauria, Squamata, Sphaerodactylidae. Gene Ontology annotation, cellular component: membrane; bicellular tight junction; transcription elongation factor complex. The record is from RefSeq and is a predicted model, not a curated record. Gene Ontology annotation, biological process: snRNA transcription by RNA polymerase II; positive regulation of transcription elongation by RNA polymerase II; bicellular tight junction assembly. Gene Ontology annotation, molecular function: cis-regulatory region sequence-specific DNA binding.